Molecule: messenger RNA, 1903 nt
Organism: Bufo bufo (common toad)
Lineage: Eukaryota; Metazoa; Chordata; Amphibia; Anura; Bufonidae
Product: forkhead box protein J1.2-like
Exons: 3
Coding region: 112-1224 (370 amino acids)
Biological process (GO): regulation of DNA-templated transcription
Molecular function (GO): DNA-binding transcription factor activity; sequence-specific DNA binding
Source: RefSeq, a predicted model, not a curated record
GGGGAGGUAAGGUGGCAGAGCUAGCAGUUCAGCGUGCGGUGGGAUCCUCUAUCAGGAAACAUCAGCCCCAAUCCUUCCCCGAGAUCUGCCCUUGGCCUUCUUUAGAGGACCAUGCCAGUCCUUUCCUCCAGUCACCAGGCUUAUCACAUGGAGAAGGACAGUACUAGAGAAGAUGACAGCUUGACCAACCUUCAAUGGCUACAAGACUUUUCCAUUUGGAACUCAGACUUGUCUUCCUUUGCUAUUUCCUGCCCUCCUGCAACUAACAAGACCCAGGGUCCAUGCAGCCCCCCAGCCGGAGAUACGGCCUCUUUCCAGGCUCCUCGUGCAGGGAGACAGAAGUCCACCAUGGGAUCCAAUGCCUGGCCUUCAUUGCCUUCAUCUGUACCAAACCCUAUGCAAGAAGUGGAUUAUAGAACAAAUCCAAAUGUUAAACCGCCAUAUUCCUAUGCCACACUCAUAUGCAUGGCUAUGGAGGCCAGCCAGCAGAGGAAACUGACCCUCUCCGCCAUAUACAACUGGAUCACCCAGAACUUCUGUUACUAUAGGCACGCUGACCCGAGCUGGCAGAAUUCCAUCCGCCACAACCUCUCUCUGAAUAAAUGCUUCAUGAAAGUCCCCAGAGGCAAGGAUGAACCUGGGAAAGGUGGAUUUUGGCAGAUGGAUCCUCGUUAUGCUGAUAUGUUCGUCAAUGGCGUACUGAGAAGGAGAAGGAUGCCAGCAUCUCAUCUUGACCCUCCAAGGUGCAAUAACGUAGCCGUCCACCAUCCCUACCAGUCAUCUGUUCGACCAAAUAACCGCCAAACCCCACAUUCUUCUUGUAGCUACAAGCAGCAUAGGAGGCAAGAAAAGCCCAGUCCUGUUUUGCCAGCCCUGAGAACACAGGAACGACAUGCGGACAACUUCUUUUCUUCUGAAAAUGAUCAUCUGCAUGGAAGCAACUUUGAUGAUCUUGAUCUGCAGACAGCCUUAAUAUCAAUGUAUUGGGAAGGAGACCUGGGACCUUCCGGGAUCAAUGCUUCAGUGGUGAACACUUCCAGUAUGGAAGUGGCCCAACAGGAACCUGCCAUAAUGGAUAGCCAAUGGUUCCUGCCUCCGAACCACCACCCAACUUGGCAAGAGUUGAAAGAGGAACCUGUGGCAGAUCAGUGGUACAUAGACAGUGGUUAUGUUGAAGAUGUUCUUUACGAGUGCCCACCAUGGGAACGGGCAGAGACAUUAUGACCGGAUGCUGGAACAGAAGUCCUAAAGAACCAAUGGUUGGAUUUCACAUUGUAAUGACUGAUGAGAAAACCAGAAAUGAGGUACUUCUCAGGUUUUUUUUGUCUCGACCUUUCACGGUUGGAGAGCUGCAUUUGAGGUGAGUCUCAAGAGAACUCACAUUGGUGAGGGCAUGAGGCCAGAUUGAUCACCUAUUUUGCAAAAACGAAGGGACUUUAGCCAUAAGAGGACACGCAGACCUCUACAAUUUUUGCAUUUUAUGACCUGGGCCUGGCGUUUAUGAUUUGGAUCUUCCCAGGAGAACCACCCUGGAAAACUCAGAAGUCACAGCCAUUUUUACAUCAAGCAGAAAUAUAUUUUUUACAAAUCCUUUAAUCUAAUAGGUUAUAUAUAAGAAGAGGUCUACGAGGAGAUGACAUAUUAAUGGAUCUAAUAGAUUUUAUGAGGACAGUACAAGGAUUUCAUAUGUGAAGGAUACGUGAGAUCUAGCUGUAAGGCCUAUGAAGAAGGCCUGUCUGACAUAUGCAAAAUAAAUGAGAUGUAAUAAAGCAGCGUCCUUUCGUUUUCUGAAGCUUUUAAUGUCCAUUAUCAUUUACUAUUAUCAUCAGUGCUGCCCUGCACCAUCAUCAUCUAGAAUAAAAAAAUUAUUAGAGGGGGGUGUCCCACAAAAAAUAUUCUACAU